Anthonomus grandis grandis is the source of this 1102-nucleotide messenger RNA. It is a transcript of the gene Atg3, whose product is annotated as ubiquitin-like-conjugating enzyme ATG3. Gene Ontology annotation, cellular component: cytoplasmic ubiquitin ligase complex; cytosol. NCBI's taxonomy places the organism in Eukaryota, Metazoa, Arthropoda, Insecta, Coleoptera, Curculionidae. The transcript has 6 exons. Gene Ontology annotation, molecular function: Atg8-family ligase activity. The coding region runs from base 160 to 1101 and encodes 313 amino acids. The record is from RefSeq and is a predicted model, not a curated record. Gene Ontology annotation, biological process: autophagosome assembly; nucleophagy; autophagy of mitochondrion.
UUUUUUGAAAUUUAAUAAAUUUGUGAGAAAAUUGAUUGUUUUUUAUUGAAAUUAUUGCAUAAAUUAUUUAAACAAAACAAAGAAUGUUAUUUUAAACACUAGAAUACUAGAAGAAGGCUCAAAGAAACAUUCCCGUUCUAAAAUCAAAAACAACUCAAGAUGCAGAACGUAAUAAAUAGCAUGAAAGGGACAGCUCUUGCUGUUGGUGAAUAUUUGACCCCAGUUUUAAAGGAAUCAAAAUUUCGAGAAACUGGAGUUUUAACCCCCGAAGAAUUCGUGGCCGCUGGAGACCACUUGGUUCACCACUGCCCCACUUGGCAGUGGGCGGCAGGUGAUGAAUCUAAAGCAAAACCAUAUUUACCGAAAGAUAAACAAUUUUUAAUAACCAGAAAUGUGCCAUGUUCUAGGAGGUGUGAACAGAUGGAAUACUCGGAGGACCUAGAAAAAAUAAUAGAGUCAGAUGAUGCGGAUAAUGGCUGGGUGGAUACACAUCACUAUGAUAAAGAAAUCGCAUCGGUCGAAGAUAAAAUAACCGAAAUGACCCUUGAAAAGGGUGAGAGUAUGGAAGAAGCUGCCAUGAAAAGUGACCGGGAUGAUAGCGAUAAUGAUGAGGACGAUGAAGAGGCGGCAGACAUGGAAGAAUUUGAGGAAAGUGGAAUGUUAGAAGAUGAUCAAGUCGCCAAGGUGGUACAGCCCUCGACGUCUGACAAAAAGAAUCCCGAAGAUGAAGGUGAAAUUGUCAAAACCCGCACCUACGAUCUGCACAUAACUUAUGACAAAUACUAUCAGACUCCUAGGAUGUGGUUAACUGGAUAUAACGAAAAACAUGAACCUUUGACUACCCAAGAGUUUUUUCAAGAUGUAAACAAAGAUUAUGCUAUGAAAACGGUCACUAUGGAGUCGCAUCCUCACCUUAGUGUACCUAAAAUGGCCUCGGUACACCCCUGCAGACAUGCUGAAGUAAUGAAAAGCAUUAUAGAAACGGUGACCGAAGGAGGUGGUGAAUUAGGAGUCCAUAUGUACCUAAUAAUUUUUUUAAAAUUUAUGCAAUCUGUUAUACCUACUAUAGAAUAUGAUUACACUCAGAAUUUCACCAUGUAAA